AGCAGAGCAAACAAUACUCUGCUACUCCACCAACCAAACCCCCCUUCGACCCCCACACCCACGCCGCCCCUUCCCAAAGCGAAUCCGGCGCCGCCGCCGGCCGCCGCCCCACGGCCCGCUCCCAGCUCGAGCAUAUCCUACCUAGGGGAAACCGCCGGCGGGCGUAAGAAAAAGAUGCUCUUUUAGGGGGAAACCAGCCAGCCCCCGUCGCCAUGCUGGUGCUGGCGCUGGCGCCGGGCGUCAGGCUCUAAAUCCACCUAGGGUUUCGGCCGGCGGCGAUGCGGGCAUACUCCGCCGGCGCCGGGGCCGGGGCAGUCUUCCUCGGCGACGGCGACGUCGACCCCGAGGCCCUCACCGAGGAGGACAGCCUCGUCGGCGGCGGCGACUCCAACUCCGUGGAUUGCUUGCAUGGAUCAUACAGCAGCUCUUUAAGCCUCCACGGUGUCAGAGUUGACGACGAGCACUCGGCUCUUGAGAACAGCAGCAGGCCUCCUAGUCAUAUUAAUAUCCUAACACCACAAGAUGUUGUGCCCAUCGAAGUGGCACGGUCUAGGUUCCUGGACAUCAUCAUUGACCAUUUUAUUGGCCAGAAUGUUAUUGAGGUGGAAGAACCCUCUCUCUAUGACUCUAUCCUGGCCAGCAAUAGAAUCAACAAAAGAAAGCAACAAGAGGUGCAAUACGAAGGCGACCCGAGGUUUGCUUUGCCCUUGAUGUACAUAGCCAACUUGUACGAGUCUUUGGUGAGCGACGUCAAUGCACGUCUUGCUUCCUUGACCGGAUCCCGUGAGAAAACUAUUGGGGUAGCUCUUGAAGCUGCCGGCGGCUUGUACAGGAAGCUGACCCAAAAGUUUCCCAAGAAAGGAAAUUGUAGCUUCAGGAGGAGGGAGCUGGCUACUUCUAAUGCAACAAAGACCAAGUUUCCUGAACUUGUAGUGCAGGAAGAAAAGCGGGUCCGUUUUGUUGUAAUCAAUGGUUUGGUGAUCAUAGAGAGGCCAAAUAAUAUGAGAAUGCAGGAUGCGGAAUGGUUCAAAAGAUUGACCGGUCGAAAUGAAGUGGCCAUUUCAUCUAGAGAUUACAAAUUCUAUUCACCUCGACACAAGUACAGGCGUACCCUGCAGCCAGUAUUUGACAUUCCUGGCACAUCCGUUUUGUCAGAGGAUGAGACUUCUCCAUUGGUUUGUUCUUCAGAAUUUCGUCCACCAUUCGAGAUGCAAAACCAACAUGAGUCAUCAUCGAAGCGACACAUUGAACAGAUAGAAAGUCAACCUUACUUGCACUUUCUCGAUCAAGCAGAGCAUGACAACAUCCAGCAAAACCAACAUAGUUCUCAGUUCCCUCCCAUUCAUCCAUGUGCAUCGUCCUCGCAACUGUCAGAUAACCCCCAGCAGCACCAGUCCUAUCUAUCUCCGCAUCUAUCUUCCAUGCAAGCUGGACACAACCACCUUGGAGGACGCUCGAAUAUUCUUCCAAGCAGCCCUGCAAAGUUCUGCGACGAGUGCGGUUCGCCGUAUUUAAGGGCGACAUCCAAGUUCUGUUCAGAGUGUGGCACCAAGAGGCUAGGGAUCUGACUGAGUGAUACAUAGUUAAGCAAUUUUGUCGCAGUUUGAUGUUGUUCCUUUUUUCUGUGGGGAGUUCAAUGCUGUUUCGGCCAUGAUGCAGAACCCUGUAGAAUGGGUUUUGGUUGUUGUAACUGAACUUGAGUUCACUCUUGCUUCCUUCAAUGGAAAUGUAUAUCGAUGGAUGUGACUCCCUCAUUUAUUAACUGUUGUGCCUUACUAUGAUCUA
Molecule: messenger RNA, 1785 nt
Organism: Triticum aestivum (bread wheat)
Lineage: Eukaryota; Viridiplantae; Streptophyta; Magnoliopsida; Poales; Poaceae
Exons: 8
Coding region: 279-1568 (429 amino acids)
Source: RefSeq, a predicted model, not a curated record